UGAAAGACUUGGGGAAAUGUUUGACAGGUUGUCAAAGCGACCUCGAAGAGCUGUGCACUUAUGCCAAGCAAGCAACUAGGGUCGUGAUUGGAGCUGGACGAAGUGGAAGGGGUUUGCCAUGUCGCUGUCUUACGAAGCGAUGACGCCAGAACAGCGCGAGUUGUAUGAGAAAGUCAAGAAUGCGAGUGGUGAGCUUAGUUUCCGUUACCAUCACAUUGGUGAUGUUGAAGCGCAGGCAAUCGCUGAAGCACUCAAGGUGAACACUACGCUCACCCAGCUCACCCUGCAGCGCAAUCAAAUUGGUGAUGUUGGAGCGCAAGCAAUCGCUGAAGCACUAAAGAUGAACACGACGCUCACCCAGUUCGACCUGCACAACAUUGAGAUUGGCGAGGUCGGAGCGCAAGCAAUUGCUGAAGCACUCAAGGUGAACACGGCGCUCAUCCAGCUCGAUUUGAGCUGGAACAGUGUUGGUGACGCUGGCGCUCUUUCCAUUUCGGAAGCACUCCGACAGAAUAAGUCUCUGCAAAAUCUCCGUCUGGAAUCGAAUCAGAUCGGAGCCGCUGGGGCACUUUCCAUCUCGGAAGCACUUCAGAAGAAUACGACCUUGCAAAAUCUCAAUUUGGCGUACAAUCAGAUCGGUCAUGUGGAGGAGAUGGUACUGCGCCACAGUAUCCAUCCAACCUUGCGAUUGGGAAUCGCCGACGGAUACGUGCGACAGGCGUUUUCCAAUAUGUUCAGCAUUGCCAAUUCCACCGAUGGUAUUGACAUUUCGACAGUCAUUCUGCGUGAGAAAGACGAAUCCAUGAUUUUGAUCAUUUGGGAUUUCGCUGGUCAAGAAGUCUAUCUGGUUUCGCACCAGUUCUUUCUUCGUGAACGAACGGUCUACCUGGUCUUGUUUGACGUGCGUGAAGACUUGUCACUCAAUUCGCGUCUUGCCUUCUGGCUACGCAGCUUGCACGCUUGCGUUCCAAACGCCGAUAUCAUUCUUGUUGGAACCCACAUUGAUGAUCCGUCAUACGCUUCGGAGCGGCAGCAAGAGCAAAAACAAAAUCUUGCCAAUCUGCUCAGCACCCUGAAAAAAUCAAGUGUUUCGUUUAACGUGCGUUCGACCGUCUACAUUAACGCGCGGAACUCUACGGGGGCCCCGAGCAUGCCGGAACUCAAGAAUGCAUUGUUUCAAGCCGGACAAAAGAUGCCGUUUUACACCCAACUGGUGGAUGGCCGGUACCUUCAGUUCAGAGACUUGCUCCGAAAGCGAGCCGAUCAGUUGGUCGCCCAAAACAAACCGCCUCUCUGUCGAUGGCAUGAAAUUGUCGAGCUUGGCCAGUCACUGCGUCUCAGCGGGCGAGCCAUCGAUGCAUUCAUGGAGCUCUUGCGUUUUCAAGGCUGGGUCGUUUUCCACCGUCUCGCCGAUUCAGCCACCCAAGACACGCUCAAUGUUCCCGCGCUGCAACCUGCUACUCUCCUCGCUUCGUUGGACGAUAUAGUCAUCUUGAACCCUCAAUGGUUCACGAAAACAGUCCUGACUGGAGUUAUUACCCAGAAGCCUAAAGAUCGAUGGGUCAAGGAUGGUAUCGUGACUCGCAAGAACCUGCUUCGAAACGCUUGGAAGGGCAUCGAUUCUGCGAUUUGUGAUCAGUUUGUGCUGCUCCUUCAGCGAUACGAGCUUUUGUACAAGAUGAGCGAUGCCGAUCUCCUUGGAACCGAUUCUGCUUCAAGCGCCGGCACUUGCUAUGUUAUCCCUUCGUACCUGCCAGCUUACGAGUUUGACUCUAGUAGAUGGUCAUCGAACCCUGCAGCGGGCGAGCAUGAAGUUGCCAUUGUGAUGGAGACCAAGUUUUUGCUGGAAGGAUUUUUCUCGAGGCUGCUUGUGCGCUUUCACGAGCGGAAAUUCAAUUUGAUGGCGUGGAAAGAUGCUGUUCUGGUCAAUUACGGCGGCCCUCGAGCACUACUGCGUGUUCAUCGCAACGCUUCCAAUGUGCGCCUCGAGUUUACCGUGCGAGGGCAACAUCCAGAGGAGUUGCUGCCAACCCUGAUUGAGAUAUUGGACAAGCUCAGCUCGGAUUGGUAUCCUGGAAUCUCGUGGGAAACCUACCUGCGCUGUCCCAUGCAGGUGCCUCAUGACAAACCGUGCAGGUGGCUGCUCCGACCUCAAGUUCGAGACGCGGUGAUUGACAAGAUGAAAAACUUAUCUUGUUCGCACACGCUCGCCACUUUCCGCAAGGAGGAAUGGCUUCCUGUUCUCAGCUCGCUUUUGCAGCGUCGCUUGAACGCUGUUUCGCAACCCACACCGGAGGAUAUCAAGGCGCUACAGGAACUCGAGCGGCAACCACCAUCUAGCGAGCUUGAAAGAGCUGCGACGGAAGCUGCAUCGCCUGCCGCACCACUGGUUGCAUCCGAACAGCGACCAUUGCUGGCGCCAGCAUUGCAGCCUAUCAUCGAUGGACAAACCCAGCAUCGAGAUUUUGCAAAUCCAAGUACACAGCAAUCUGGAAUUUCCACUACUAUUCCUCGAGUUGGUAUGCAAGAGCUUUCUCAAGCCACUGGCAACUUUGCCGAAUCACGGCGCAUCGGGGGCGGCGGCUUUGGCAGUGUCUACUCUGGCACCUGGGGUGGUGCACACGUUGCUGUCAAGCGGUUGGCGGCGAAUUCAAUGCAAGGUGUGGCACAAUUCAAGGCCGAGCUCGAAUCCCUCUCUCGUUUUCGCCAUUGCAACAUUGUGACUAUCAUGUGCUAUGCUCUAGAAGGCAACAACUACUGCCUGGUGUGCGAGCUGAUGGCAAAUGGUUCAGUCCGUGAUCGUCUGGAUUGCACGAACGGCACGCCCGCUCUGACUUGGCCACAACGCCAGAGAAUCGCAACCGAGAUCGCAAGCGCUAUGAACUUUGUUCAGACUGCCAUUCCACGGCAGCCGCUGUUCCACCUGGAUCUCAAGACUGACAAUGUUUUGCUGGAUGCUGAGUUUCACGCCAAGGUCGCCGAUUUUGGACUUACGCGCUCUAGAGGCCAGAUCUCCAUCAAAACAGAUGUGUACUCGUACGGCAUGAUUUUGCUCGAGUUGCUGACUGGAAAGCAGCCUGGUAGUGCACUUGUUAGCUCAGUGAAACGUGCGCUUAAACAGCAAGGUCGGCUCGAUUCCGAGUUGGAUGCGUCAAUCGUGUGGGGUGCUCCAGACAAACUCGCUGCCACCUCAUUCGCGCAUCUUGCUAUUGCUUGCCUCAAGCCCGAUCGAGUGGACCGACCAACCUUUGGCGAGAUGCUGACCACAACGGGUCAAUAUGUCGAUCAGGGCAACGCACAUGCUCAUGCUGCAAUGCCGCACAAUCCCAGGAUGGAGCAUCAUGACAGUAGCAUCAAGGAGCAGUCGCAACCUAAUCUAAAUUCGGAUCUCGCGAGCUCUAGAAUGGAGCCGCAGCUUGACUCCUGCAGCGGAUCGAAAAUGAGCUCGAACAGCGAUCGCGAAUGCAUGCUAUGUUACAACGCUCCGACGACAGCCAAGUUGAUGCCUUGCUGCCACGCAUGUGUUUGCGUGGCGUGCGCUCAAGAAAUGAUUCGACGUCAGGACAAGUGCAUGGUUUGUCGUGUCAUCCCGACCGCGUUCGUGCCGGGUUCUUUCAACCAGACGUUUGUUCCGUGAACGUGUUUGUUUGGCGUUUGACUUUUUGUGCUUUUUGUGGUGAUUUGCUUUGAUUCAACGACUUGUCAACCGAUGCCCUUUUUUUCGUUCAAACUCGA
This is a messenger RNA of Capsaspora owczarzaki ATCC 30864, 3735 nucleotides long. Its product is annotated as serine/threonine-specific protein kinase NAK. Gene Ontology annotation, biological process: protein phosphorylation. The record is from RefSeq and is a predicted model, not a curated record. Gene Ontology annotation, molecular function: protein kinase activity; ATP binding; protein binding. NCBI's taxonomy places the organism in Eukaryota, Filasterea, Ministeriida, Capsasporidae. Bases 119 to 3637 code for a protein of 1172 amino acids. The transcript is spliced from 10 exons.